Molecule: messenger RNA, 645 nt
Organism: Rangifer tarandus platyrhynchus (Svalbard reindeer)
Lineage: Eukaryota; Metazoa; Chordata; Mammalia; Artiodactyla; Cervidae
Source: the annotation of a GenBank genome assembly
AUGAACUGCCAGGAGGGAAAUGAGAGCAGCUGCGGCUGCGGUGGCCACGAGGAGAAAAAGAUGCUCAAGUGUGUGGUGGUGGGGGACGGCGCCGUGGGCAAGACCUGCCUGCUGAUGAGCUACGCCAACGACGCCUUCCCCGAGGAAUACGUGCCCACUGUGUUUGAUCACUACGCAGUUACUGUGACAGUGGGAGGCAAGCAACACUUGCUCGGACUGUAUGACACCGCAGGACAGGAGGAUUACAACCAGCUGAGGCCGCUCUCCUACCCCAACACUGAUGUGUUUUUGAUCUGCUUCUCGGUCGUAAACCCUGCCUCUUAUCACAACGUCCAGGAGGAGUGGGUCCCUGAGCUGAAGGAAUGCAUGCCUCACGUGCCUUACGUCCUCAUAGGGACCCAGAUUGAUCUCCGAGAUGACCCCAAAACUUUGGCCCGUUUGCUAUAUAUGAAGGAGAAACCUCUCACUUACGAGCAUGGUGUGAAGCUUGCAAAAGCGAUUGGAGCACAGUGCUACCUGGAAUGCUCGGCCCUGACCCAGAAAGGUCUCAAAGCAGUUUUUGAUGAAGCAAUCCUCACCAUUUUCCAUCCCAAGAAAAAGAAGAAACACUGCUCCCAGUGUCUCAGCUGCUGUUCCAUUAUCUGA